Messenger RNA from Eimeria necatrix, 1800 nucleotides. RefSeq lists its product as hypothetical. Bases 1 to 1800 code for a protein of 599 amino acids. The record is from RefSeq and is a predicted model, not a curated record. Lineage: Eukaryota; Apicomplexa; Conoidasida; Eucoccidiorida; Eimeriidae. The transcript is spliced from 3 exons.
AUGCAGCAAACUGCAGCUUCUGCUUCCUCCCCUUUUGCUGCUGCAGCGCAGCACGCAGCCCCCUGCGCUGUACGUACACCGCCCGCCGCAGCAGCAGCAGCAAGCCUCCCUCUUUCAGCAGCAGGAGGAAGAUUUGCAGAAUUCCCCAAUCUCCAUUUCCCGCCUCUAAUCAGCCCCCCAGCUUCCGCGCCUCUGCUGCAGCAGCAGCCGCUGCAGCAGCAGCAGCUGCAGCAGCAGCAGCUGCAGCAGCUGCCGCAGCAGCUGCCGCAGGAGCUGCAGCAGCAGCUGCCCUGGGAACUGCAGCAGGAGCUGCCGCAGCAGCUGCAGCAGGAUCUGCAGCAGGUGCUGCCACAGGAGCUGCCGCAGCAGCUGCAGCACCCGCACGUUCAUCAGCAGCCGCACCUGCACCAGCAGCAGCAGCAGCAGCAGCCACAGCAGCAGCAGCAGCCUGGCCUGGACCAGCAGCAACAGCAGCAGCAGCAGCAGCAGCAGCCGCACCUGCACCAGCAGCCUCACCUGCAGCUGCAGCAGCCCCUGCAGCAGCAGCCGCACCCUCACGAGCAGCACCAGCAGCAGCACCUGCAGCAGCAGCACCACCACCAGCACCAGCAGCAGCACCUGCAGCAGCAGCCGCACCCUCACGAGCAGCAGCAGCAGCAGCUGCAGCAGCAGCAGCAGCAGCAGGGCUGCUGCUGGGGCCUGUGGGGCCUGCGGUGUCCGUUUGUGGGGUACGACCCGCUGCUGAACAUGUGGGUGGUGGCGAUUUUGCUGACAGCAAAUUCGAAGUUGGAAAGUCCGGACUUUUCGGACUUUUUGCGAAAUUCAAAUUUUCAAAAAAGUUUUAAUUUUCAAAAAAGUUUUAAUUUGCAAAAUAAUUUAAAUUUGCAAAAUUCAAACUUUUUGUUCUUUUCCAAAUACUGCGUCCGCAAAAGGGGCUUCGAGGGCGCCCGCCGCAAGGCCUUUGCGGCCUGCCGCCGCCUGCUGCAGCAGCAGCAGCACGCCCGCUGCAGCCCCCCUGCUGCUGCUGCUGCUGCUGCUGCUGCUGCUGCUGCGGACCGCGCAGCAGCAGCAGCAGCAGCAGCAGCAGCGGCGGAGGCGCAGGGCGGGGGAGACGCCGCCAGCGAGGAAGCUGGCAGCGGCCCCUCCAUGUUCUUCUCGAGAGCCAAAGAGGCCUGGUGCACGCAGUGGUAUGAAGGAACCAAACGCGCCUUCAAGUCCUUUUCCUGCAGAGUGUACGGCGGCCAGGCGGAGCCGCUGUGUCGGUGGUUUUUGGGAUUUGUCCGCCGCGGGGGCCGCAGGCCCUCCACUGUGGAAUUAGAACUCCAAUAUGCGCGACUUUGUUCUUUUUCGGACUUUAAAUCUCCAAAAAAGGACUUUUUCCCGCAAAGUUCUGCCAAAAAACUCCCCAGAGUUUGGGGUGUACAGACACCCGGGGCCCCCCCCGCUGUCUGUACACCCCAGACGCGCCGCUCCCCAGCGCCUCCGCGGAACUCCCAGAAGUUCAUUUCCUCUUUUUUGGACUCCGAGGGAUUCUUAACAGAGGCUGCCGCAGGAUUCAGCCUCCAGCAGCAGCAGCAGCAGCAGCAGCAGCAGCAGCAGCAGCAGCAGGAGGCGCAUGGAGAGACCAGUGGUCAGUCCGCCGCUGCAGCUCUCCAUCAGCGGCAGCUCUACGGCUUCGCAGUGGCCAGCCCGGCAAAUCCCCAGGAGGCAGAGCUGCAGCAGCAGCAGCAGCAGCUGCAGCUGCAGCAGCAGCAGCAGCAGCAGCAGCAGCAGCAGCAGCAGCCUCUGUAUUGCCACUGA